This is a messenger RNA of Zychaea mexicana, 1541 nucleotides long. Its product is annotated as Endonuclease/exonuclease/phosphatase. The transcript is spliced from 6 exons. Gene Ontology annotation, molecular function: poly(A)-specific ribonuclease activity. The record is from RefSeq and is a predicted model, not a curated record. Lineage: Eukaryota; Fungi; Mucoromycota; Mucoromycetes; Mucorales; Lichtheimiaceae. The coding region runs from base 201 to 1457 and encodes 418 amino acids.
CUGAUAUGAAGUUUUAGAGUAACACGAAUUCCAGCUAAACUGCGCCUCUACGACAUUGCGCUGCGGUAGCGCAUCGUGGAUGUACACGGUGCACAAACUUGAAAGGAUCAGCAACAACUCCGCAUAAAGCCUAUGUUCUUAUAAAAGCACCAAACCCUUAAUAUACAUCAAGAAAGAUCAAACGAUCGCCUUUUAUCACCAUGGGCAAGGACCAAUUUGAUAUCGAAAAACUCAAACAAGAGAAGAAGGCCAAAAAGCUGGAACAAAAAAAGCUUAGCCAAAACCAGCAGCAGACACAACAACAACAACAGCCAAAACCUUUCGUACGAUCGUUCCAUGUCAUUCCUAAUCGCAAGCAGUUGGCAAAACCGCCACUUGGAACAUUCACUAUAAUGUCAUUCAACAUAUUGGGACAGUGUCUGGUAAAACGCAAGCUGUUUCCCGAUUCAGGUGACAUGCUUAAAUGGAAACUACGUCGGAAUAUGGUAUCGGCCGAACUAGAACUAUAUAAACCAGAUGUCAUGUGUCUACAAGAGGUGGACAAUUAUGAACAGUAUUAUAAACCCAUCCUUGAAAGGCUAGGAUACAACGCUCAAUAUACCAAACAUGAUAAAAAACUUCAUGGUCUCCUUAUUGCCUAUAAUCCUAAAGUUUUUGAAAUGACAAAAUACGAAACUGUGGAUUACGACGACAAUGCGAAGUGCCCGAAAACAUGGAUCACAAGCAAUAUUGGUCAAGUCAUGGGCUUACGACACGUCGAUCAUCCAAAUUUCGGCUUAGUCGUCGGUAAUACCCACUUGUAUUGGCGACCUGUUGCAAUUUAUGAGCGGGUACGACAAGCAACUUUGUAUAUUGAUAAAAUUAUCAGCGUUAAAAAAUCGCUAGAAGAAGCCGAACCAGAUACGCAAUGGGUACCUAUGCCCAUAGGAGACUUUAACAUGAAUCCUACAGGUGCUAGCCUUUCUGCUAUUACCAUGGUUCGUAUACCACCUGAAAAAGAAGAACAAUUAGAAGAUUCUCGUAAAAACCCUGGAUCAUUGAUGAAAAAGAGCAGCGAUGGUGAAGAAGAAGCAGCAACAGAGGAGGCACCGGCAGAGCAAGAUGAACCAUCGGAAGCAGUUGAUCACGAAACAAGCAGUAACACUAUGCCCACAUCUGAGCUCAUAGCAAUCGUGCACAAGGAAGCACCUGAAGCAUGGCAUAGCGUAUACAGCUGUCAUGGAUCAAUCGACCCCAAUACCUCGGAUCCAGUCUCAGGUGAACCCAAGUUUACAAACUAUACAGCGGCUUUUAAGAACACAUUGGACUACAUGUUGCUGCGAAGGGACGAAGCAUCAUUAGCGGCUACUGAGAUUCUGGUAUUACCACCGGAGGAGUCGAUGAAGCCCUCAUUACCAAAUAGAAACUUUGGUAGUGACCACAUGUGUCUUUUGGCGAGAUUUGAAUUUGCAGUUUAAUAAACUAAGUAGAAAUAUCUUUUCGACGAUUCAUAUAUUCAUAUACUUGUGGAGUGUGAUACUUGAUGCUGAAUGAUGUAGAAG